Messenger RNA from Prorocentrum cordatum, 1086 nucleotides. Lineage: Eukaryota; Dinophyceae; Prorocentrales; Prorocentraceae. The record is from the annotation of a GenBank genome assembly.
CCGUCUUGGCUCAAGGGGCGUUGGCCCAAGCCAGUUUGGUUUCAGUGUCGAGACAUGCACGGGCCAGGCUUGCUCUUCUCAGUUGUCCUGCUUGUCGCGCGAAUGGUUUUGCACCGUGGACGGCGUGCUGGUGGAACAUUGACACGCUUUUACACUGCUAUCGCAGCUGCUGUGUGCAGCCGUGGAGCACUGUUCCUGUGCAGCUCUGCUUCUGCGGGCAGGGCGGCGAGUCGCCCGCAGGUGAGAACCCUCGACCCAGUUCGUGGCCAUGGUGCCUGGCCCCGAUGCUUUCUGAGGAAGCGGAGGUAUGCUCGAGAUGUGCGUUGCUUCUGCAUGUCCCCAUCGAGUCUUAUGAAGAACAUCCAAUCCGCAAUGACGAGUGACGAGCUCUUCAGCCUGUUCGAGCAUGAGGACACCAAUAUGUUACACCGGGCAUCGAUCCUGCUUCGGCUGUCAAAAAUUAAUUUCGAGGCCUCGAGUCAGGCGGGGCAGACGAGGGCAUGGAAAAAACUGAUCUUCAUGGUGAUGGAGGACAUUCCAGGCUGGAAGUCGAGCAGCAGUUUCAAGAACCGCCAGAUCAGUCGUAGUGUUUGGACCGAGAGGGGACACUAUCUGGGCAUUGUGAUCUAUAGUCUGGGACGCCUAGACGGCGUUGUCUCCGCUGGCCUUUCCGCAGGCGAGCAUGCCCUCCUUCGCGAGCACGCAACCCUUGCGGUGCUGGAAGCCCUGCCGGAUCUGAUAAAGGAUAAACAAGUCAAGUCGUUGGGCGAAAUUGUGUUCGGCCUGAGCAUGACUGAGCGGAAUCUCCAGACGGACGAGAUAUUCCGGACCCUUGCGCCGCACAUCCCAGAUCUCAUCCGCGCAGACCGAGACAGGGACCUCAGCCUCAGCAACAUUGUCGGCGCGUACGCCUUCUAUGCGUUGCCUGACCCUGUGAUUGUGGACAUGUUUGUUGAAUUGAAGGCUUUUCGCUAUCAUGCUGCUGUUGCUCCAUCUCAUCGAGAGGGCCGAUGGCUACGAGGGCCAGUGGGUGGAUCAUAUGCCUGGCAGUCCUCAGUGAGUCACCAGUUAUCCACCGAUAUGUAA